Messenger RNA from Prunus armeniaca (apricot), 1101 nucleotides. The record is from the annotation of a GenBank genome assembly. Lineage: Eukaryota; Viridiplantae; Streptophyta; Magnoliopsida; Rosales; Rosaceae.
AUGGGGAGAGUGAAGCUUCAAAUCAAGAUGAUUGAGAAUACGACUAAUAGACAAGUUACUUACUCAAAAAGAAGAAACGGACUUAUCAAGAAAGCUUAUGAACUUUCUGUUCUAUGUGAUGUUGAUGUAGCUCUCAUCAUGUUUUCUCCAUCUGGGAGACUCAGUCUCUUCUCUGGCAAUAAAAGCAUUGAAGAGAUUCUAGCACGCUAUGUUAAUCUUCCUGGGCAUGAACGAGAAGGACGAGUUAAAAUUGUCAAUACUUCAGUUAUAUUUGAAGAUAAGAUUCGCGGCAACAUAAUAGAAAGUAGGAAUAAUAUAUAUAAACAUAGACGUUAUAUUGACAAUUUUCCAUGUCAUUUUGAUGGAUGCAGCCCAAUCAGUACUGAUUCUGAUCAACUCGAGGAGAUUCAACAAGAAAUCCUAUGCUGCAAGUCACAAGUAAAAGAAAUGGAAAAUCAACUGAGGAUAUUUGAAGGUGAUCUCUCUGAAGUCACGACAUUGCAUGAGGCUGAGUACCGGGAGCAGAUCCUUGAAGAAACUCUAAAACAUUUGCAUGUGCGCAAGCUGCAAAUCCUGGAAGAGUAUGAUUCUUCUGCUACAGAGACUACAGUAGUACAGGUACAUGCACCUCCAGCUACAACAAAUGUAGAUGAAUUUGUGACAGCAAGUCCACACAAUAUUCUGGUUGACUGGCUUCCACAAAGAGACCCACAAGUUCAGAUCCUCAACUUCUUGAAUGCAAAUGGCCUUCUUCCCCUAAGAGGUGAGGCGCAAAGUAGACUUGAAGUCAUAGCAGCACCCCAGUCAUCAACACUCCUUCAUGGCAUAAAUCUUGAAGAUCGGAUGAACCCAGGCAGAGGCAGUGGUUUAGACGAUGAGAAUAACAACACUACUCUGCAACGUCCAGAGCUGGGACAAGUUAUUGAUGUCAACUUGUCCCCGUGGAAUGACUUCUACCAGACAAGUAAUGAACUGGUUUCUGCUUCACGUCCCACAGGACGAGUACUUGAAGAAAUAUAUAUGCCGUCUGAUCAGUUCAAUCCACCAACUUUCUUGAGUACACCACCAAAUCAUCUGCAUGAUGAUCAACAACAAAGAUGA